Molecule: messenger RNA, 4033 nt
Organism: Paramecium sonneborni
Lineage: Eukaryota; Ciliophora; Oligohymenophorea; Peniculida; Parameciidae
Source: the annotation of a GenBank genome assembly
AUGCAGUGUCGUAAAGUCGAAUCAAAUGUGAUAAUGAAUUCGGCGAGAUUAGUUCAACGUCCUACAGAGACCAAUAAACUAGAAGAAGAGAUAGUUCAUGUAAUAAAGAGUCCAGAAAAAAAGAGUCCCCAUAAUGGUAAAUCACUCAAACGUACAUCUUCUGGUCCAAUAAUAAAUUUGCAACAAUAAAUAAUAAUCCAUUAGAAUGCACCUACUAAAGACUCAUAAGUUUUAUUGAAAUUCAAGAAUUAAAUGAAGAAGAAGAAAAAGAAGAAGAAGCUUUAAAAAAAAAAGAAAAUAUAAAUAAUAGAUAAGUAUGAAUCAGAAUUUAGAGUAGAGUAGCUGUUGAAAUAAAACUUAAGAAAACAUUAAAGUAUAUUAUAUAAUUUACUCAUAGAGGAAAAAUAAGAACAAUUAAUUAAAGAAGAAAUAUAAAAAUAAAGAGUAGUUAGUUUUAAUGAGAUGAGAAAAAUAAUGGAUUAGCAAAUAAGAUAUAUAAAUUAAUAAAGAUUUGUUAGAGUAAAUUUUAAAUUGUAUUUAUAUAAAGUCAAAAUCUCCACCAUCAUCUAUGUUACCUUGGGGUGUUGAUUAGAAUAAACUAAAAUAAUAUUGGACAAAAAUGUUGGAAAUCCAUGAUAAAUUAGAAAAACCAUAAUAAGUUAAUCAAACAGCUACAGAACAUGCAAUAAAAGAAAAAAUUAGAAGACAUAAAUUAGGAUUAGAUUUUCUCAAUUCAAAACCUGAAAAAGAUAUAUAAAAAAUGAUAUAAAGUAAAAAAUCUAUUGAAAUUUACUAGAAUAAAAAUCAAAAUAAGUUUUAGAGACUAUUUAAUCUCCUUAAAAACAUAUAAGUAACUGUGAAAAUAAAGAGGCCAUUUAGGAUGUUAAAUUAUAUAUGAUGUAUAAAAGAGAAUUAUGGAGACAAUAAAAAAUUGAAGAGUAUCUUAUAUUUAUAUAAUUAGGAAAUAAUUAUAAAAGUUAAAAAAAGAAAAAUUACAAUAAAAUUUAUAAAUAUUAGAUUAAGAAGCCAAACUAUUUGCUAAAUCAAGAAAUGCUUCAGUGAAAUCAAAUUUAACAGCUUAAGCAGCAUCAUAUCAUGCAUAAUAAUCAUCUUAACACUUUCGUACUUCAGAACCUCCUAAUUUUAAUAAAUUAGAAAAAGAGUAUAAAGAACUUAUGAGAUCUCUCAGAUAAUCAAGUUAUAGUAGUACAUAAUCACAUACUAGAAAAACCAGUUAAAUGAAAUUUUUAGAUUGGUUAUAAUAAUUACCUGAAUCUUAUCUCUAAGAAUAACUCUCUCAAAUGUAGGCUAUAAAUGAAUAAAUGAAUAAUAAAGGAUUUUAAUAUAAAUUAAGCGAACAAGAAAUGUAUCAAUUUUUAGAAUAAUUUCUUAAAGAAAAAUUUGAAUAAUAAACUAAAUCUACUAUUAAAGACCGAUUUAAUGAAUUGCAAGAAAGAUUUUAAUAGGUUUCUUAAUAAUAGUUAUCAAAUAGCUAAUAAUUAUCUCAACAAUAAAAUAUAACUCAUUAAAGUAAUUAAAGUAAUAAGAGUCAUACUUAAAAAGAAAAAAACUCAACAUCUCCAAAAGAAUAUACUAUUAAUGAAAUGAGUGAUGAAGAAAUAGAAUAAAUUUAAAAUGUAGCUGCAACUAUGAUAUAAAAAGUAUGGAGAGGUUAUAAGACAAGAUAAGUGGUUUUUGCAUAUCUUUAAUAUCUGAUUUAAUAGUAGGAAUUAGAGGAGUAAUAAAAUGAGGGACACAAAUUAUAGUAAUAAUUUGAAGGAUUGUCAUAAGAGGAGGAUAUUAAAUCUGUAAAUUAAAUGACAGAUUCAGAUAGAAGAUUAAAUCCUCUUGAAUUCCCUCAAUUUUAAGGCAAUGCACCACCUCCAUCAGAGUCUUUAUAAUAAUCAUCACUUUAAUAAUCUAGCCCUAGAGGUAACACAAGUAUUCCUCCGCUAAAUCUGGAUUCAUUCUCAUAAUAAUAAUCAUCUCCUUCAAAGUCUCUUUAAUAUUAAUAAUAAUAAUAGUAAUAGUAAUAAUAAUAGUAAUAGUAAUUAUAAUAAUUAGAACAAUAAUAAUUAUUAUUAUAAUAAUAAUAAUAACAAUAAUAAUAAUAAUAAUAAUAAUAAUAAUAAUAAUAAUAAUAAUAAUAAUAAUAAUAAUAAUAAUAAUAAUAAUAAUAAUAAUAACAAUAACAAUAAUAAUAACAAUAGCAAUAAUAAUAACAAUAAUAGUUAACAGAAUCUUAGAUUUAAGAAUAAGAAAGUAAUUAGAAUAAAACACCUUAAAAAAGCCUUCAUUUAUAUCAUGGAUUAAAUUCUGAUCCAGAAUAUUUUAUGGAAGUUAUAAAAUUAAGGGAAGAAGCUUUGUAAUAGAAGUAUGAUUAAUAGCUUGCAUUGUUGGAAAAAAUGUUAGAUAAAAAAAAAGUUUCAAAUGACUUAUUUUCAGAAAAUAAAGAAAAAUUAGAAAAAAGAUAUAGAAGGGAAAGAGAUAAAUUAUAAUAAUCUAAAAAUGAGGUUGAGAGAUUACAUCAAAUGUUUAAAGAUACUGUAAAAUCUACCUAAAAAGAUUAAUAAUUUAUGGAAAGAAUGAAAAUUUAAACUGAUGAAGAGAAUUUAUCGAUUAGGUAAAUCUUUUCAAUUCGUUCAGAAACUGAACAAUCUGAUGGAGAGAUAGAAAAGAGAUCUGUGCCACAUUAUGGCUUAUUGUAAUAAAUAAGUAUAUUUUAAUUAAUAAUUUAGAGAAUGAUUAAUUUAAGAAAUAUUCUAAAAAUCGAAAGUAGGUGAGAAGUUUUGAUUAAUAAGUAAGUUUAGAUGAAAUUUCUAUGAAAAAUGAAGAAAUUUAAACAAGCACAAUAUUUAAUGUCCACACAGAAUCAAUAAAUAACUCACUACAUAAAUCUUAAUAAUUACCAUCUGCUUUAUAAUAAUCUGUACCUUCCUAAGAAAUUGUAUAGAUAGAAACUAUAGAAAUUCCUGAGAACAAAUUUACAGAGCCAAAAGAGGAUAUCAGAAAUUCAAUAAUUCCUUUUGAUGAUAGAAAGAUUGAUAAUCUGACAGAAAAUAUUGUUUAAAAUAUCAUUUCAGAAUUUGCUGAAGAGUUGAAUAAUUUUCCAUUAUAAUCUUUAGGUGUAUUGAUGGAAUGGGAUGAAGAAUCUCAAAUAGAUUAAUAAUUUCCUCCAGGUUUUCCAACUACUCUUAAUUUUAUAAAAGAUUAUCUAGUUUCAUUUAGUGAAUUUAUAUAGAGUAAAUAAUAAUAAUAUUAUUUAGAACAUUAUCUUGCAGUAUUUAUCUAAUAAAUAAAUACUCCUUUGGGAAUAACACCUUAAGAUUUAUUAAAGACAAUUUCACUAAGUGAUAUGUAAUAAAAUGCUCUUGAUGACUCAACAUCUGGACCCUUAUAUCCACUAAUAAAACACAUUCAUUAAAUGGAACCCUUGAUUGAUGAAGAAAUUUGGACAAAAUUUAAUUAAUCUUAUGCUCUCAAAUUAAAAUAUUAUAAUGAUAUCAACAUAACUGAUUAAUUUAAGGAAUUAGAAAUUUAUCAUUUAAGAAUGAUUUAUGAAGCCUUUAAUGAGGCUAUAAAUUAUGUGAGACCAUUUGGAAUUAGAGGGUAACCAUAUCCAUGGAAAUCUAAUCCUUUAAAAGUCUAUUAAAAUUAGACAACUUAAGAAUCUAUUGAUAGAGCUAUGGGUUUUGCUAUAGCUAAAAUGUUGAAAUGGGGAUCAUUUUUAUGUGGUUUCAUUCCUGAAAAAAUUGAGACACCUUAAGGAGAAAUUAUAGUAAUAGAAGAUGACUACCUCAAUUAAAUUAAAGAAGAUAGAUUAUAGCAAAUGUUAGAAUAUGAAGUAAUAUUUUAUACAUAAUUUUAGAUUCAAGAAUCAGAAGAAAAAUGGUUAAAUUAUGAUGAAGAACAGGCCGAAGUGGCAGUUGAAUUAGCUGAUGUCGUUUUCGAAACUAUGUUAGAUGAAGCAGCAGAAGAGAUAUUCAAAAUUUCAUAACGAGGGAAUUACUAAAUAAAAGGGUUUCAAUAAUGA